CUCGGUCGAUUUGGCGCGCGAGUCGCCAAGAUGGACGUGCGCAGGGUGGCGCUGCCGACAGGGCUGGUUCCGUACAGCUCAUGGAACAGCAGUCUCUGCGGGAUGUUUGGGUCUUCAAGAUGCGCUAUGGCGUGCGAGAAUGGAGCUGUCAUUUCUAUGGACGCGUGCGACAGCGAUGGGCAAGUCCAGUUCGUGAACGAAAUCCACCUUGGCCCGGUGGGACUUGAGCGAUUCUGCCACGCCUGGUCCACACCCACGCAUGCUCUAGCCGUCGCCCAUGGAGAUACAUUGUCCCUCUACGAUGACAAGUUCGACAGGCAGUUUGAACUCCAACUCCCAUUUUUCGCCAAGCACGUGGCAUUCCAUGGCACGAAGUUGAUUGUGUCGACGUCCAACGGAGCCUACCUCUACCACGUGUGCCAGAAAUCUCUGCAGUGCACUCUCAGUGAACACAUGUACCGCGACGUUCCCGUCGGGGUGUCGGCAAUUUCGCCGUGCGGAGCACACUUUGGCAUUGCCGCGAUUGAUGGGCGCGUCACGUUGUGGGAUGGCGAAACGAUAAAUCGCGAGUUCUCCACGACACUUUCCUCGUCGCGGCCAACGUCGGUCGCUUUCUCUGGCGAGUAUGCCGUCGUUGCAUGCAAAGACGGCCAUGUGGCCAUCUUCCAGCACGAAAAAGAGACGAAAGCAUGGUCAAGUUCGUUUUGUUGGAACUUCAGGCCAGACACAGCUGCGUCCGGGUACCUGUCUAGCACUCUCGUCGCGUUCUGGCCGGCGCUGCCUUCGUUCUUUUGCGUCGUCCACAGCUCGUUCCUAAUCGAGAUCGUUGACGCGUCCAGCGGACGGCGCGUGCAUCACGUCGCGUUCCCGAGCCAUGUGCAUUUCAUGGGACUCGUGGCGCUCGACGACAUCCUGUUGGCGCAAGAUUCGCAAGGCAAUCUAUACAGCAUUGCGUGGGCCUUCCAUCGCGCGAUCGCUGGACGAAAAGACGUACCGCAAGCAAUCGCGGUGCACACUAGCGAGCUUGGGACGUUGUAUUUGGAGCGGCAGGUCCUUCGGCGAGUGGCGCGACCGAGCCAAGUCAGCGACGUGAUCCCGAUGCCCUUUGUGCCCCCUCGCCCCGACAAAGACUUGAAGCACCCGACGCGUCGGACCUUGUCGGCACAUUGGAUCCUUCCCGACUGCGUGUGCGUGACUUACGGCGACGCAGUCUAUCGCUACUGUCGUGGCAAGUGGGACGCUGCCGUCGUUCCCACGGGCGUCCGCCGAAUAGCGUAUACCCCACACGACGCGGCGGAAGUGGUCGUGUGGGGGCACGACAAGCUGGCCGUGUUGAGCCUCGACACGCUGGAAACCUUGUCUGUGCACGCGAUGCCCGCCGACGUGGCGCAGCGAGACGCAUUCGAUGCACUGUCAGCGACCAUCCAUGUCCACCGUGAAGAGAGCGCUCUUGUCGUGCGGCUGAUGGACCACGACGUCGAGUUGUGGCGCCAUCGCGUGCUCGGUCGUGCCAUGUUUCCGUCGGAAUGACCCAUUUCGACUGAAUUUGGUGGUUUUCCCGUGGAUAACGUAAACAAUGGACAGUUGCGAAUCCCAGA
Molecule: messenger RNA, 1598 nt
Organism: Aphanomyces invadans
Lineage: Eukaryota; Oomycota; Saprolegniomycetes; Saprolegniales; Verrucalvaceae
Exons: 4
Coding region: 31-1530 (499 amino acids)
Molecular function (GO): protein binding
Source: RefSeq, a predicted model, not a curated record